AUUUGUAUUUGGCCGCUUUAGUCUGAACGCGGCUCGCGAAUGGCACGGUUCGGGUAUUAGCAUCAGUAUCAGUAGUCGUUCUCCAAGCUGCUGAGCCUUGAAAUCCAUCGCCAUUUCCAUCAACGAAGAGGUUAAUCCAACACAUUAGAUUGUGAAUUAGACGUCAUUGUCUAAUUGUCAGCACAGCAGUUACCACUGUUCGAGUACCGCACUGUUUGUUUUAUCCGCCACCCGGGAUUCUCUCAACGCGAAGUGGCGACGGAUAUAGUCAAAAACUACAAUUAAAAAAAUGGAAUUAGAGAAGGGUUAGAUGAGCCGGAAUUUCCCUCUAGCUGUGGAAAAGUGGUGUGCUGAAUGCUGACUUCGACGCCACGGUGGGUUUGUUGUGAUCGGCAACAGAGGCAUCCAUCGCGGGAAGAGAUCAGUUUAGCCUCGACCACGGUAGGACAUACACGUCGCGUGUUGUUACUGUUUUCUCAGUGCGCGUUUUUACUGUUUUUUACCGUUUUGUUCAUUCGAUUUGUGUCCUGUGAAGCGAAGGUUGUUCCGCUUCUUCGUUAUAAGACCAGCGAAGGUUGUUCCGCUGGCCCGUGAGUGCGAGUGCUACGAGUGGUGUUUGCUCGCCGGAUAGGGUAAGCUGCGCUAUUAGCUACCCCCGGCUAAGUGCAAAGGAGCAGAGAAGACACCACCCCGCUGAUGACCGUUGAAGCAGGAGCUGUUGGAUACCGCCAGACCGACAACGAGCGGCAACGUCGCCGCAGCCUCCCCUUCCCACCACAAAACAGCAAGAGGAAAAGGACGGAAUAAACGAAGAUACGUUUCUAUUUUAUUUAUUUGUUGUUUUUUUUUCUUUUGUGUUCUAGCAAAAGUCCGAAAGUCCGUUAGAGGUAUCGGGCCGCCCUGUAAGGGUUUCGCCGGGCAAAUUGAAGUGUGUACAGGAUGACCCCCUGUUACAAGUCUUAGCACUAUUUUCACGCUAUUUCCUCAUCUACAGGUUGCAACUCAAAUCUGGGAAUUUUUUUCAACUGCUGCCAAGAUGAACCUACUAUAGAAUAUUGAAUAAAUUCUCAUAAAGAUGCCAUUCGAUCUCGGUUAUGAUUUAGACGAGGCUCUCAAACGAGAAGAAAUCUGCCGAGAUGACUUCAAGGCUCUGCGAAACCCGCCAAUCGAGGGAGCGCCAACAGAUAUGACCGAUAAGCAACUGGCUUGCUUUUUAAACGCAUGCAAUAAAAACAUCGAUCAAACCCGAAAGGUCAUUAAAAUCUACUAUGCAGCCCGACGGGACGCUCCAGAGCUGUUCAAUGAUACCGACCCACUCAGUCCGAAGAUUCGACAGUGCUUCGAAAACCAAGACUACUUCAUACUACCAACUACACCCGCUGGUUACUCGGUAGUUUACCAUCGGUUAAACAACCCGAAAGCAUCAAACUACAACUUCGACGAAGCAGUUAAAACAUAUUUCAUGCUACUGGAUUCCUGUAUCUACAGUGAAGGUCCACGGCCCGGUUUGAUUUGUUUGUUUGACAUGAGCAACGUUGGCCUGUCACAUCUCCUGCGAGUCAAGAUCAGCACGGUGCGAAAGUUCUUCCAUUACUUGCAGGACGGGCUCCCUGCAAAACUAAAAGCCAUUCAUGUGUUGAAUGCAGUUUCGUUUUUCGAUAAAGUUUUAUACAUGAUUAAGCCUUUUAUGCACGCUGAAAUUUUGAAAAUGCUAUUUCUGUAUACCUCCAAUGCCAAUUUGGAUAAAUUCUACGAGGAAUGGAUUCCUCGGGAGUGUCUACCUUCGGAUUAUGGUGGACACCUGAAAUCAGUAGCAGAGCUUCACAAGGAGCACAUAAAGACAUUCGAAUCACUUCGGCCCUACUACUUAGCCGAAGAGCGUCAGAGAAAUGGAAAAUGCAGCUUAAUAGAGGAAACGAAUGCAAAAAUGAAAUCUUUGGAAAUUGAUUAGUAUAAUUUUAGUGAAUCUGGUGGGUUUGGAUCUGAUUAUUUGUACAUUAGAUAGUUUGUGCCAAUUUUUCCGAUGAUUUUCUCCCAACAGUAUGCGUACACUACAGACACAACAUGAGUAAAAUUACAAUGUGAUAUUUUUUACUUGCCUUUAAAUUUCCACUAAUAUGAGCAUGGGUUCGGUAUAUGUACAAAGUAUUAGGACAACGGAUAAUAGAUUUUAUUUUUACAAAUA
Molecule: messenger RNA, 2185 nt
Organism: Wyeomyia smithii (pitcher-plant mosquito)
Lineage: Eukaryota; Metazoa; Arthropoda; Insecta; Diptera; Culicidae
Product: alpha-tocopherol transfer protein-like
Exons: 5
Coding region: 1076-1951 (291 amino acids)
Cellular component (GO): membrane
Molecular function (GO): phosphatidylinositol bisphosphate binding
Source: RefSeq, a predicted model, not a curated record